AUGAGUGAGAGAAAACGGUUUAUGAACGACGACAAUGAGGUCAUCAAAAGUCUCUCUGUUCCUCCAGACAAUAUUCCCACGACAGUGUCUCGUAUUUACAAUAAUGAUCGCAAUUUGAACAACGAAGUUCAGGCGUAUGCUAAGAUAGCUGGCAGAGACUGGACCUUCUAUGUGAAAUCGUUGAAAGUGCUCAUUGGAAGGAAUACAGACUCGCAUGCGACAGACCGCCCUGAAGACCUUGUUGAUAUUGAUCUGGGACCUUCCAAGGUGGUGUCCAGAAAACACGCCUCCAUCUCGUACAAUUUGGAAGAGAGACGGUGGGAAUUGGUAAUCCUUGGCCGGAACGGGCUCAAGAUCGAUGCACAGCGUAUCAACUCCACCUCAAACGGUUCGGGCCCGGUGUUUCUGAAUUCGGGCAAUAUUGUUGACAUUGGUGGCACCCAGAUGAUGUUCAUCUUGCCGGAUGCGGUUCCUGUGAUCUCCAACCACUUCUUGACCAACCUGAAAAACAAACGACCAAAAGCAGACGUGUUUAGCAAUUCCAGUGCUGCCAUCUACUCGGCAGAUGUGUAUGCCAACAAUAACGUGAAAGGAUUCCAGAUAUACGAGAAGUCGUCUGCGAGCAACGAUCUCUCGUCGCACGGAUCCGUUAUGAAAGGUUCCGACCAGGACUAUUCCAAAGACGAUGCCAAGGACCUCAAGCCUCCUUACUCCUACGCAACAAUGAUCACGCAAGCCAUUCUAUCCAACCAGCAGGGUAUUCUGUCCUUGUCCGAGAUCUACGACUGGAUUGCUAGUCAUUAUGCUUAUUAUAGACACAGUAAGCAAGGUUGGCAGAACUCCAUCAGACACAACCUUUCGUUGAACAAGGCGUUUGAAAAGGUUCCUAGAAAGCCCAAUGAACCCGGAAAGGGAAUGAAGUGGCAGAUCAGCGAGAGCUACAGAAAGGAUUUUUUGAAAAAAUGGGAGGAAGGAACGUUGAACAAAGUUAAAAGAGGAAGCAGCGUCUCAAGACAGUUACAAAUGCAUCUUUUGAAAAACAGAGGUCUUCCAGACUCAGGCAGAUCGGCCAUUCGAAACGACAGUUCAAUGGCCAACUUCAACAUAUACAAACGUCCAGAACAGCCGUUCUACGAGCAGAAGCUUGCUGCUGCUCCUCCAUUGCAACCAGAACCACACGAGGCCCUUAACUUUGUCCCUGCGGCUUCCAAUUUACCAAAACCCAGUAUACAGACCACUGACCCAUCUGCUUCGACGUCAGGCACAUCGACAACCACUAAUCCGACAAUCAAGCACGAGCUGUCGUCUCCUAUAAAGCAGCUGGGUGCCCCAGAGUACAGGUCCAACUUUAAUGGGUCUUUGCCGUUGCCUGCUCCAACUGUGUCGGAGGAGGUUUCCACUGCUGUCUCCAGAGGAGCCGACGGUAAGCAGCAAGCCUCCAGCUCUUCCGGGAACCCGCUUUUUGCAGAGAGCCCGAAAAAAUACCAGGUGAGUGCAUUGGAAGCAUACACCCCAGACAGAGGCACGUCUCGUCACCAAUUGGACCCUCCUUCGUCCUCGCAAUCGCAUCCUUCGGUGAACUCGUCUCCAGCUCUGUGGAACUAUGUUCAAUUUUCAACCCCGUUGGGCGGAGCUUCGUACAACGGCAACCAGCAACAAAACGGACUGCAAACCGGGUCAGCCAGCGGGAAGACCCCUGCGAAAGUCGAGUUUGAGAGUCCGCUACGCGAUCGCAAACAAGACACGCAGCCGGGCGACCUGAAGAAUGUUGAACUAGCAAAGGGAUUCAAAGAAUAA
Molecule: messenger RNA, 1797 nt
Organism: Ogataea philodendri
Lineage: Eukaryota; Fungi; Ascomycota; Pichiomycetes; Pichiales; Pichiaceae
Exons: 2
Coding region: 1-1797 (598 amino acids)
Biological process (GO): regulation of transcription by RNA polymerase II
Molecular function (GO): protein binding; RNA polymerase II cis-regulatory region sequence-specific DNA binding; DNA-binding transcription factor activity, RNA polymerase II-specific
Source: RefSeq, a predicted model, not a curated record